AUGGCUGAAUCCUUUUUUUCGGCCUUUGGCUUGUUGUGGUACCUGCAGGAGCUCAGGAAGGAAGAGUUCUGGAAAUUUAAGGAGCUGCUCAAGCAGGAGCCUCUGCAGCUGGAGCUCAAGCCGAUCCCGUGGCCCGAGCUAAAGAAGGCCUCCCGAGACGAUCUAGCGAAGCUGUUGGACAAACAUUACCCAGGCAAGCAGGCGUGGGAGCUGACCCUGAGCCUAUUUCUACAGAUUGAUCGGCGUGACCUCUGGACAAAGGCUCAGGAAGAGAUCAGGAAUAAACCAAAUCCAUACAGAAAUCACAUGAAAGAAAAAUUCCGUCUCAUAUGGGAAAAGGAAACCUGCCUUCCAGUUCCCAAUGAUUUCUACAAAGAAACCACAAAGGUUGAAUAUGAAAACCUGAAGGCUGCGUACCCCGCCGGCCGGGCUGGAGAGCCCACGCCCACGGUCGUCUUACAAGGUCCGGAAGGGAUCGGAAAAACAACGCUUCUGAGGAAAGUCAUACUGGACUGGGCGGAGGGAAACCUCUGGAAGGACAGAUUUGCGUUUAUCUUCCUCCUCAACGGCUGUGAAAUGAACGCCGCCGCAGAGGCCAGCUUAGUGGAGCUAAUCUCCAAGGACUGGCCUCAGUCUUCCGAGCCGGUGGAGGACAUUUUUUCCCAGCCCGAGAGGAUCCUGUUCAUCCUGGACGGCUUCGAGGAGCUCAGGUUUGAUUUGGAGCCUCCGACUCAGUUGUGUGAUGACCGGAAGCAGCGGCAGCCCGUGCAAGUUAUCAUGAGGAGUUUGCUGCAGAGAAAAAUGCUUCCGGAGUCUUCUCUGCUUGUCGCGCUGGGAACCAUGGGCAUGAGGAGAUAUUAUUUCCUGUUGCAGCAGCCAAAAUACAUAGUCCUCCCAGGAUUCACGGAGCGUGAAAGGAAGCUGUAUUUCUACCAUUUCUUCCGGGAGAGGAGCAAAGCCAUGAAAGCCUUCAGUUUUGUGAGGAGCAACUUCCCGCUCUGUGUGUUCUGCCAAAAUCCUCUUGUGUGCUGGAUGGUUUGUACUUGUGUGAAAUGGCAGCUGGAGAAAGGAGAAGACCUUAAGAUUGCGUCCGAAGGCACCACCUCUGUGUACGCAUCCUUUUUCACUCACGUAUUCAAGUCAAGAAAUGAGAACUGUCCCCCCAAGCAGAGCAGAGCGCGACUGAAGGGCCUGUGCGCCCUGGCUGCAGAGGGGAUCUGGACUCGCACGUUCGUGUUCGGCCGCGGGGACCUCAGGAGGCGUGGGGUGUCCGAGUCUGACACCUCGAUGUGGAUGGGCAUGCGACUCCUCCUAAGGAGCGGUGACUGUUUUACUUUCAUGCAUUUGUGCAUCCAAGAGUUCUGUGCCGCCAUGUUCUAUCUGCUCAAACAACCGGAGGCCGACCCCGACCCGGCCAUUGGAAGUGUGACCCAGCUUGUAAAAGCAGGUGUGGGUCAGGUUCAGAGCCACUUGUCCCAGAUGAUAACAUUCUUGUUUGGAGUUUCAACUAACAAAAUAACCAACAUGCUGGAGACAUCCUUUGGUUUUCUCCUGUCCAAAGAGAUAAGGCAGGAAAUAACCCAAUGCCUUGAAAGUUUAAGUCAGUGUGACACCGAUCAGAUGGUGGUGAAUUUCCAGGAACUGUUCAGCGGUUUGUUUGAGACCCAUGAGAAAGACUUUGUAAGACAAGUGAUGGAUUUCUUCGAGGAAGUUAAUAUUUAUAUUGGUAACAUUGAAGAAUUGGUGAUAUCUGCAUUCUGUCUGAAGCAUUCCCAGAAUCUGCAGAAACUUCACCUGUCUGUAGAAAAUGUCUUUUCAGAUGACUCUGGAUCCACCACAAAUGACUGGGAGAAGCUCUCCUUUUGGCAAGACCUUUGCUCUAUGUUCACCACCAACAAGAACUUCCAGGUGUUAGAUUUGGACAACUGCAUGUUCGAUGAGCCCUCCCUGGAAAUUCUUUGUAAAGCUCUGGCUCAUCCCGUUUGUAAACUCCAAAAGUACAAUUUUGCUGCUUAUCUUGGAACUGGCCCAGACUUCUUUGAGGCCAUUCUUCACAACCCUUACCUGAAGUGCCUGAACCUGCACGGCACGAGACUGUCCCCCACGAACGUCAGGCAGCUGUGUGAGUCGCUGAAGCACCCGGUGUGCGGCGUGGAGGAGCUGAUGUUGGGAAGGUGUGACAUCACAGCGAAAGCCUGUGAGGAUAUUGCCUCGGUGCUGGUCUGCAACUCGAAGCUGAAGCUUCUCUCCCUGGUGGAAAACCCCCUGAGAAACGAGGGCGUGCAGCUGCUGUGUGAUGGCCUGAAGCACCCAGACUGUGCCCUGGAGACACUGCUGCUGAUGUGCUGUGGCCUCACCUCCGUGGCCUGUGACUACAUCUCCCAAGCCCUUUUGUGCAACAAAUCCCUGUGUGUUCUCGAUCUGGAGUCCAACCUCCUGGAAGACAGCGGGGUGGCAUCUCUUUGUGAGGCACUGAAGCACCCAAACUGCACCGUCGAGCAGCUGUGGUUGUCAGAUUGUUACCUUACUCGGCUUUGUUGCAAGGACCUCUCUGCUGUUCUCGUUUGCAAUGAAAAACUAAAGACCCUGAAGCUGGGGAGCAAUGACAUCCAAGAUGCUGGCGUCCGGGAAUUAUGUGAGGCCCUGAAGCAUCCCAACUGUAAAGUAGAGACUCUUGGGUUGGAGAUCUGUCACCUCACCGCUGCGAGCUGCGAGGCGCUGGCCUCCGCUCUCACCGCGUGCACAUCCCUGAGGACCCUGAACCUGGACUGGAUCAGCUUGGCCCGUGACGGGGCCGCGGUGCUGGGCGAAGCCCUGUGCCACCAGGACUGCGCCCUGCAGCGGCUUGGGCUGGACAAAUCUGCAUUUGACGAGGAGACUCAGCGGCUGCUGACGGCUGUGGAGGAGAAGAACCCCCACCUGACCAUUUCCCGCCAGCUGUGGGUCGACGAAGAGUACAGGAUCAGGGGCGUGCUCUGAUGGGGGCGCCUCACGUAGUCUUCUAACACCAGCUUCUUGGGCACAGUGGGUGUUCUUUGACAAACCUUGUCCUAUAAACUGGAAUUCAUGGCAGUCGGGCUGUGGUUUCAGACCUGUCCCUUGGCAGCGUCCUAGCGAUAUGAUGGUGGAUGUGACUCAGGGUAUAAGUGCCAUCUGUGCCUAAGUCCCCAUCCCCAUCUUUAAAACUCCCCUCCUACCUUACAGCAUUUAGAAUAAGACAUUAAAUGGAUAAACAUUUUGGAAAGCAUGACUUUAUUUUCUUAGUGGGUGUCUUGGGAUAUAGGCCCUUGGGUUUGAAGGAACCAUAAUCCCCUGACAGCAUUGACUUAGAAGUGAUGGUAGAUGUGUCCCUAAAAAGAUUUUAGAUUUUAUUGCUAUCACUACAUCUAGCAUCCACCCAAAGUUUCCACUCUUAGUUUGUGCAAAUUUAGAUUUGAUCAGUUUUGUAGUCAAAUAAUAAAACUAUAUUUUCAAGUC
Molecule: messenger RNA, 3477 nt
Organism: Suricata suricatta (meerkat)
Lineage: Eukaryota; Metazoa; Chordata; Mammalia; Carnivora; Herpestidae
Gene: NLRP9
Product: NLR family pyrin domain containing 9
Exons: 9
Coding region: 1-2979 (992 amino acids)
Biological process (GO): regulation of inflammatory response
Cellular component (GO): cytoplasm
Source: RefSeq, a predicted model, not a curated record